AUGCUCAUCGGUGGCACGUUGAAGGACAAGAAGCAACUUGGUGCCCUCGCCAAAUUAGCCAGGACGUCGGGCCGUCUCUGCUCUUUUUACGAGCAGCAACUUUACAAAGGAAAGAACUGCAGCAACAUGAUACGCGCUUUUAUGUGGGGAGCGAGUAUGGGUUCUAUUCCUGUCAUGAAAACCGCAAACGGAUGGGGCGCAGACCUCGACACCCGGACCGAUCUUGACUGCCACAGCCCUUACGCUCCUUGCCGCAACACGAAGGGUACAGCAUUACAGUUGACCAUCAGAGUAAAGCAGAACGACGCCAUGCAGUGGCUAUUGAAGCAGGGCGUUCUAGUGGAUGUGCCUAAUAAGCCGGCCCGCAACAUGUGCCAGUGCGAUGGGGGCUGGGACAGACGUGAGAUCUGGGCUUCCACUCUUCACAUCGCUAUUUGCACUGGAAAUCUGAACGCGGUCAAGUCACUACUCCGGGUUUGGCGCGAAGGAGUAGCGGCGUUGGAGUACUCUCAAAAGUUCGACCAUGAUCUCAUCUUGCACACGGCA
This is a messenger RNA of Sordaria macrospora k-hell, 546 nucleotides long. NCBI's taxonomy places the organism in Eukaryota, Fungi, Ascomycota, Sordariomycetes, Sordariales, Sordariaceae. The record is from the annotation of a RefSeq genome assembly.